Molecule: messenger RNA, 1494 nt
Organism: Diachasma alloeum
Lineage: Eukaryota; Metazoa; Arthropoda; Insecta; Hymenoptera; Braconidae
Product: flocculation protein FLO11-like
Exons: 1
Coding region: 1-1494 (497 amino acids)
Source: RefSeq, a predicted model, not a curated record
AUGCAGAGUCCAUCGUUUUUAGGACAGGUAACGGAAGUUGCAGGCCGUCCAGUACAAACAUUCUUGUCUACAGGCCAAGGAGGGCAACCUAUCUUGCAUCCAGGACAAUAUCCACAAACUUCAGCGUGUUCUGGACAACAGGUUCAGACUUCAUCGCUUUCUGGACAGGCAUUGCGAACUUUCUUGCUCACAGGACAACAAUCACAGACUUCAUUGCCUCUAAGACCCGCAGGACUAUCUCACUUGCCUUCAACACAAACAUCAGUGCCUGCACGACAACAGGAACAACCCCCUUUAGUUCAAGCUCAACAUGUUCAGUCUUCACUUCUUCCAAAACUACAACUUUACUCUCCAUUGCCUGAGCAACAGCAAGUUCAGCUUACCAUACCGCCAGAACAGUCGUCAUUGUCUCUGAGACGAGAAGUUCAAUCUCCAUCGUUUCUGACGCGAGCACAGACUCCGUUGCCUGCAGGACAGUCUGUGAGUAUUCAAGGGCAAUCACUACAAACUCCGAUGCCUCGCCAACUAUCAACAACUCAUGAUCAAAAUCCAUCAAGAUCCUAUUUGCAAGCGUCUGUGCCUCUGGAAACAUCAGGUUUAGAGUCUCAAUAUCCAUAUCAGGCUGGAUUGCAAACAACCUCACCUCCUAUGCUUGUGAAUCAGGGCUAUUGGUAUGAAAAAUCUCCUACGCUAAGCUCAUCACAAAAUUCAACAUGGCCAUUGACUCAUGAAUAUCUACCUCAGAAUAUUCCAGAGGAAUUAGCUCUGUCUCGACCCAUACAGAUUCAGCAGUCUAGUUUGACACAAUCAUCACAAGCUCCGUUACCAUCAUCUCAAACUCCAGCAUUUAUUUCUCAUGUAACUCAAGCUCCUGUGAGAAUGAACUUGUCAGGAGAAACAAGUUCUGUCCCCUCACAGAUGUACCUACAUGCCUCGCCAAUAUCUACGGUGGUAAACCAUGGUCAUGGAGAUGUUAGAACUGGUGGCAUACAAUCUCAGGUAUUCGGGCAACAUUUCCAGCACUCCCCGAAGUUCGUGUCCCCCCAGGCAACGACUCAAUUCUCCAGGGCUCCUGUAAUGGCAGCACAGAACUUGCAUUCCGGUUUCACACUGUCAGGGACAUCACAGCAGGCCUUACCAACUUUUGUUCAGCAAGAGCCUGGAUCUGGGAUCGUUUGUGGGCAACAAGUGUCACGAGCUCCAGUCCUACAUUAUUAUUAUGUAUCACAGGAGGCUGAACAAUUUCCACAAUGGAAAAUAAUGUCAGAUGGAACAAAUUCUGUUUCUGGUUCAGGAUCGAUGGGCAAUCAGAUGUUCCACUCAGGUCUUAUGGAUGCAUCACAGCAACAAUUUCAACAGCAAGGACUAGUAUUGCAAAGUGUCCCGAUUCAUCAGGUUCUGCAUGCCCAAAAUGUGCCCCAGAUACGACAAAAAUUCCAGAGACACAACAAUCAAAGAGGAGGAGCGAAACGUUAUCAACACUCAGCAGCGUAG